This is a messenger RNA of Orycteropus afer afer, 771 nucleotides long. The record is from RefSeq and is a predicted model, not a curated record. NCBI's taxonomy places the organism in Eukaryota, Metazoa, Chordata, Mammalia, Tubulidentata, Orycteropodidae.
AUGGAGAGUCCUGACUACAUGCCUGGCCCAGCUCUACAUCUGAAUCACAGGCGACUGAAAAACCCAGACCAACGGAAGAUAGAGAGAAGAACUUCUCAGCUCACAGAAGGGAUGGGGAAGGUGAGAGCAGAGCAUCUGGAGAAGCAACUUCUCCCACCACAGCCCUCUUCUGUAGUCAUGUACUCGGACAAGGAUGGGACGAAUCAGCAGAACACACAGCAGACCAGCACUGCAGCCAGCAAUGAGACAAGAGAAUGCCAAGUCAGACCCUCUGAAUUCUCACUGUUCUUCCCAGGAUGUGACUUCUCUGACACCACUGCUGGACAGAUGGGAGUAAAGCUCAGCUAUUCCAGGUUGGACUGUCUCAUGAAGGGCUAUCCUUGUGCAGCAGCACAGCCUUCAGUUUUGUUUGUCCUGGGGCUUCUCCUGAUGGGUGCUCUUGGCUUCAUCUGGAAACUGCGCCAGGAGAAAGAGCUAGAAUGCCAGAUCAAAGAGAAACUCCAAAAAGAACUCAACUGGAGAAAAGCCCAGAAAGCGGAUGAUUGGAGAAAAGCUCAGACCCAUGCUGCUAAUGUGACUCUGGAUCCAGACUCUGCUUAUCCUGAACUCUAUCUAUCUGAAGAUCACCGAACUGUGAUGCGGCAAAACACAUGGCAGGAUCUGCCCGAGAAUCCUGGGAGAUUUUUUCUUGACCCUUGCGUGCUGGGCAAUGAGGCCUUCUCUUCAGGGCAGCAUUACUGGGAAGUAGAAGUGGGAGACAGGACUUACUGA